AUGCGGGCCGCGACCCUCUGCGCCCUCAUCGCGCUCGCGCGGUACGUGCCCCCCGCCGCGGGCGUCGUCCCCGGCGUGGUUGUGGGCCCGGGCGUCGGCGUCGGCGUUCCCGGGGGUUCGUGCGACGCGCGCGUGGCGCCCGUCAAUGGCGCCAUCGGGAGCUGCGUCGGCAAUCUGGCGCACGGCGAGUCGUGCGCGCCGAGCUGCGACGAGGGGUACUUUCUCCAGGGCGCGCACGAGUGCCGCGACGGGACGCUUCACGAGGCGAGGUGCCUGCCGAACGAUCUCUUGACGUGCGAGGCGUUGGACUGCGGGGAAGGGAUCGACUGGAACGGGCCUUGGUGGAGGGGGCGCGCGCUGUGGUCGCCCCCGAGCGAGUGGGACGAUCCGGAAGAGCGCGCGCCGCACGUGGCGCUGCACGACGCGGCGAUGGCGAAGUACCAUGAGCUGCUGGAGAAGCGGCAGGGGAGCGCGUACUAG
Micromonas commoda is the source of this 480-nucleotide messenger RNA. RefSeq lists its product with no specific name. Lineage: Eukaryota; Viridiplantae; Chlorophyta; Mamiellophyceae; Mamiellales; Mamiellaceae. The transcript has a single exon. The record is from RefSeq and is a predicted model, not a curated record. The coding region runs from base 1 to 480 and encodes 159 amino acids.